Messenger RNA from Jaculus jaculus (lesser Egyptian jerboa), 2226 nucleotides. RefSeq names its product SH3 domain containing ring finger 2 (gene Sh3rf2). Gene Ontology annotation, biological process: positive regulation of proteasomal ubiquitin-dependent protein catabolic process; protein ubiquitination; negative regulation of apoptotic process. The record is from RefSeq and is a predicted model, not a curated record. Bases 1 to 2226 code for a protein of 741 amino acids. Gene Ontology annotation, molecular function: ubiquitin protein ligase activity; protein phosphatase 1 binding. Gene Ontology annotation, cellular component: nucleoplasm. The transcript has 9 exons. NCBI's taxonomy places the organism in Eukaryota, Metazoa, Chordata, Mammalia, Rodentia, Dipodidae.
AUGGAUGAUUUGACGUUACUUGAUCUUCUGGAGUGCCCCAUCUGCUUUGAAAAGCUCGAUGUCACAGCCAAAGUCCUCCCCUGCCAGCACACCUUCUGCAAACCAUGUCUACAGAGGAUUUUCAAGGCCCACAAGGAGUUGAGGUGUCCUGAAUGCAGGACUCUGGUGUUCUGCAGCAUCGAGGCGCUGCCCGCCAACCUGCUGCUGGUGCGGCUGCUAGAUGGUGUGCGCUCGGGGCAGAGCUCCGGGAGUUCCUUGCACAGGCCCAGAGUACUGACUGCGCAGGACAGCAGGAAAAGCAGGACCAGCCCCAGAAGCCUGCAGGCCAGCCCUUUCCGGCUGGUGCCCGGUAUCAGAAUCCACAUGGAUGGGGUACCUCGAGCCAAGGCCCUGUGCAACUACAGAGGGAAGAACGCUGGUGACCUGAAGUUCAAUAAGGGAGAUGUCAUCCUUCUGCGGAGACAACUUGAUGAGAAUUGGUACCAGGGGGAGAUCAAUGGAGUCAGUGGGAUCUUCCCAGCCAGCUCUGUGGAGGUCAUCAAGCAGCUGCCCCAGCCGCUCCCACUCUGCAGGGCCCUCUACAACUUUGAUCUACGAAACAAGAACAAGAGUGACAACCAGGAUUGUCUGACCUUCCUCAAGGAUGACAUCAUCACUGUGAUCAGCCGAGUGGAUGAGAACUGGGCAGAAGGAAAGUUAGGAGACAAAGUGGGCAUCUUCCCCAUCUUGUUUGUAGAGCCAAACCUCACUGCAAGAAACCUCCUAGAGAAGAACAAAGGGCAUCUUCCAUCACGCACAAAACACCUCUCCCUGAUGUCUUCAUCCUCCAGAGGCAAAGCAAGCAAUACCCCCACCCUCCGCAGGAGCCCAGGGUCCAGGAGGAAGGGAGCUGGGCAGUUCUCCAUUACAACAGCUUUGAACACUCUCAACCGGAUGGUCCACUCUCCUACAGGACAUCAGAUGGUGGAGAUCAGCACUCCAGUGCUUAUCAGCUCCAGCAACCCUUCCGUGUUCACUCAGCACACGGAGAAGGCAGACAUUCCUGCCAGUUCUGCAGGACAGGUCAGCACUUCCCAUCCUGCACCUGCCUCCCCAGGACAUUCCAUGGCCAUGGUCAGUCCACCAAGCUCCCAGAAAUACCUCCCAGCUAACAUGUUUGUAGCCCUGCACUCCUACACCGCCCAUGGACCCGAUGAGCUGGGCCUGCAGAAGGGAGAAGGCGUCAGGAUCCUGGGGAAGCACCAGGAUGGUUGGCUGAGGGGCUUCUCCUUGGUCACUGGGAGAGUUGGCAUCUUCCCAAGCAAUUACGUUGUCCCAGCUUGCAGUUCAACAACUAGAAAGACCUCUAGCUUUCCAGAUUCCCGGAGCCCUGGCCUCUGUGCCACAUGGACAUUAUCCACCUCCUCUGUGUCCUCCCAAGGCAGCUUAACUGAAAGCAAUCCCCGGCAAAGCCAGCCCUCCAAAUCCAUCUCUGUGCCCACUGCCGUCGUCAAUCCUGUGAGAAGCACAGUUGGUUCAGUGGCUUUACAACAAGGGUCUCUUCGGAAAGGGCGGAGCAGCAUGAGAAAGAAUGGAUCCCUGCAGAGACCAGUCCAUUCAGGGAUCCCCACCCUCAUGGUGGGCUCCCUCCGACGCAGCCCCACUGUGCUGGUCCGGCCUCAGCAGUUCCAGUGUUACCAGUCACACGGGAUCCCUUCCUCCCUGUCACCAGUGAUGGUGGACACGGGACCCAAGCCUGCUCCCACGGGAGAGCCUGCCCUCACCUGCAUUAACAGAAGCAACGAGACCAGAAUCCACUCAGCAGCCAGUUCCCUUAUCAUGGAAGGCAAAGAAAUUCCCAUCAAGAGUGAACCUCCACCCAAACCACCUGCAUCUGCCCCUCCCUCGAUCCUAGUGAAACCAGAAAACUCAAGAAAUGGCAUUGAAAAGCAAGUCAAAACCGUGAGAUUUCAGAAUUACAGCCCUCCUCCCACGAAACAUUACACCUCCCAUCCCACCUCUGGAAAGCAUGAACAGCCAGCUGCCCUCAAGGGACCCCAGCCUGAAGCAGCCACCCUGAACCCAGAGAUGACCAUCCUAUUUGCCCACCGAAGCGGUUGCCACUCUGGACAGCAGACAGACAUCCGGAGAAAGUCAGCUUCUGGCAAGGCCAUGACCCCAGUGUGUACCGCUUCGGCCACACGGGCUGUGUUUCCCGCAAAUGAACCUACGGGUGGCUUUUCUUAG